CGAGUCGAACCUGUUGAUCCUUUUGGGGACUCGCGAGCUCGAACUCACCGCAGACAAGCUCAUCAGCUUCGACGCCUUAAACUCGACGAAUCCCUCGGCUCUCGCUCGAUUCCUCCUCAGCGCCCGCUGCGAUUUCAUCCAUUCUCACCGGCGGCCGCGCUAUGGCGCAAAAGAAAGGGCAGCGCGGCGCCAACUCCGUCGCUGCCGAUGACUCGGAGGUUGUCUCCCGCGUUCCCCUCCAGGCCGUCCUCCUCGCUGACAGCUUCAACCUCAGGUUCCGCCCCAUCACCCUCGAACGGCCCAAGGUGCUGUUGCCUCUGGUGAACGUUCCCAUGAUCGAAUACACUCUUGCUUGGCUCGAUUCCGUCGGGGUCGAGGAGGUUUUUGUCUUCUGCUGCUCCCACUCACAACAGGUGAAGGACUACUUGAAAGAGUCUGAAUGGACUAAGCCUACAUCCAGGUUUUCUGUCACUACGAUUGAGUCGCAUGACGCCAUUAGUGCUGGAGAUGCGCUCCGUGUGAUAUAUGAAAAAUCUGUGAUACAUGGGGACUUUGUUCUCAUUAGUGGCGAUACAAUUAGCAAUAUGAACUUAGCUCAGGCCCUCCGCGAACACAAGGAAAGAAAGAAAAAAGAUCCGCUUGCUGUUAUGACAAUGAUCAUUAAACACUCCAAACCAUCAAACUUGACACAUCAAACUCGGUUCGGCACCGACAAAGUUCUAAUGGCUAUUGAUCCUCAAACAAAAGAGCUUAUUUUUUAUGAGGACAAGGUUAAUCCUUCUCAGCGGUUUAUUUCUAUUGAUAAAACGUUGUUAGCUGACAAUACUUCAGUUUAUUUGCACAAUGACAAGCAGGAUUGCUAUAUAGAUAUCUGCUCUCCAGAAGUCCUCAGUCUUUUUAUGGACAAUUUUGAUUAUCAACAUCUUCGCCGCCAUUUUGUCAAGGGUUUGCUUGUUGAUGAUAUCAUGGGUUACAAGAUUUUUACCCAUGAAAUUCAUUCAAGUUAUGCAGCAAGAAUAGAUAAUUUCAGGAGUUAUGGUACAAUUAGCAAGGACAUACUGCAAAGGUGGACAUAUCCUUUGGUGCCAAAUUUUCAAUACUUUGGGAAUUCAUCAAAGGUGAAGCUAGAUAGAGAGGGAAUAUACAAAGCAUCUGAUAUUGUUCAAUCACAAUCUGCACGAAUAGGCGCUGUUACCCUGAUUGGAAGUGGAACUACAAUUGGAAACCAUAGUGUUAUAACCAACUCGGUAGUUGGUCACGGUUGUACACUUGGGAACAAUGUAUGCAUCAAUGGUUGUUACAUUUGGGAUAAUGUCAUUAUAGAAGAUGAUUGUAGAUUGAAUCAUGCUAUAGUUUGUGAUGGUGUUCAUCUAAGAGCAGGGGUAGUCUUGGAACCUGGAGUCAUUUUAUCAUUCAAGGUUGAAGUUGGGCGAUUGAUUACAAUUCCUGCUUAUUCGAAAGUUUCUUUACGUCCUCAGCCUUCUAUCCAAGAUAGUGACGAGGAACUUGAAUACGCUGAUGCAAGCAGUGCAGUUAUAGAAAGUCCUUCAAUUACUAGUAUGGUCAGUAGUAGGAAUGCAGAAUCAACCCCAAAUUUUUCAGUCAUGGAAAACUCUAACUCAUCUGAGGUUGGUAUUGCUGGUGUUGGUUACAUAUGGUCUACAUAUGAAGGGGAGCACGAGGAAGAAUGGAGACACUCUAUUGCUCCAAUUCCCGAAGCAAAAUUGACAGAGUUAUCUCAUGCUUAUCAUGAGGAACCUGAUGUGUCUUAUCAAUUUGUGAGUAAUACUCCAGUUUCUGGUGAGCUACAACUUGAUUCAGAAAGUACUGGUUUUGAUGAUGGUGAUGGGGGAGAUUAUGUAGAUUCAACCGAUUUUGAUAAGGAGGUGGAAGCAACUUUCCAUCGGGCUCUUACAGGAGUGAACCAAGAAACGGUGAUUUUAGAAAUAAAUUCACUGAGGUUGUCAUGCAAUAAGUCACAUGCUGAUUGUGUUGGGGCGUUAUUCUUUUCUGUGAUGAAGUUGGGUUUAGAAGCUCCUCAUUCCUCUAACAGUGAGCUAUACCAAAGCAUUGCCAAGGAGAUCAACAAGUGGAAGGAUCUUUUGAAGCAUUAUCUAAAGAGUGUAGAUGAAGAGAUUGAAGUAAUUCUGAAGUUUGAAGAGAUUUGCUCGGAGACUGCUACAGAGUUAUCACCUUUGUUUUGUACAAUCUUGAGCUACCUCUAUGAGAAGGACAUUCUAUCAGAGGAUGCAAUUUUGUCAUGGGAAUCGGAGAAAGGAGCAGCAGAUGAAUCUGACAAGAUAUUUGUUAAACAAUCUGAAUCAUUUAUCACGUGGCUAAAGGAAGCUUCGGAGGAAGAAGAUGAGGAUGACGAAUGAGUUAUCGACAUCCUUGUACGGAAGAAUCUUUAGAAUGUGCUUUGGUCAUAUUCCGAUCCUGAUUGUCAUCGACGAAGGCAUAGUAUUUUACUAGAAAUCCUUGCAGCCCUCAGUUUUGAAAUCGAGGGAGUAGGAAAGUGAGUGUACAUCCGAAUUUGAUUUUCGGUGUUUUAUUUUUGGAUACUCGUGUCAUUUGGGGAAGAAAAUAAGAGAGUUGAGGAUCAUUAUGUUAUUUUUAUUUUAUUUUUUGCUUGUACAUAUUAUUUUUGGCAGCAAAUGGUAGUGUUUUUUAACAGAUUAUUUGAUGGCUAAGGGUUGAGAAGUUAUUAUGAUUUA
This is a messenger RNA of Zingiber officinale, 2714 nucleotides long. Its product is annotated as translation initiation factor eIF-2B subunit epsilon-like. Bases 162 to 2378 code for a protein of 738 amino acids. Gene Ontology annotation, molecular function: translation initiation factor binding; translation initiation factor activity; guanyl-nucleotide exchange factor activity. The transcript has 15 exons. Gene Ontology annotation, biological process: biosynthetic process. The record is from RefSeq and is a predicted model, not a curated record. Gene Ontology annotation, cellular component: eukaryotic translation initiation factor 2B complex. NCBI's taxonomy places the organism in Eukaryota, Viridiplantae, Streptophyta, Magnoliopsida, Zingiberales, Zingiberaceae.